AUGUCACAACGGGUACUGAGAAAGCGGACUAUCGUUGUUACAACAUCCGACGACGAGGAUGGCUGUUGGUUGAACUCACAACGACAAUCUUCGUUUUCGCAAGGCACGCAACGAGCUUCGCAACCGGCUACUUCGCAAUCCCAACGAACGCAAACUUUGAGAUCAAGUCAAAGUUUCAACUUCAGUUCGCAACCCAACUUUUCAACUCACAAAGAAGCUUCCUCUCCGCCUGCUGAAGACGCUUCUUAUCCUGAUCGAUUAAAACCUACUUCUCCUUCAGACUUGGCUGUAAAUCCUACGAAGCUCCAAGAACUCAAAGAUUGGUUGAAGAAAGCUAAAGUUGGAAGCCAACGUCUUCUUCUAACAGGACCACCUGGUGCAGGAAAAAGUACUUCCGUCGAAGUAUUGUCCCGUUCCCUCGACAUAGCUCUACUUAUAUAUGAAGCUGAAUUACUCUGCGAAGUGAAUGCUACCAACGGAACGGUUUAUCAGGAAAAUGCCACGACGGCUUUCUUCGAUUUUCUCCGAAAUCCGCGGAAGCCAUGUGGAGAUACUCGACCAGCGAUUUUACUUAUUGACUCUCUGCCUCUCUCAUCUAAAUGGAACUUCAAAGAUUUCCAAAACGAUCUAGCAUGUGCCCUCCGCAUCUGCAAGUUCUCGAUAGUUUUCUGUCUCUCGGAUGACAGUACAGAUUACUGGCAUUCUUACAAAGCUGCCUUUACUAGUCUUUUCAUGAAUGAAAACAAUAUCACUUCUAUGUCUUUCUUACCAAUCGCCAAUCGCUUCAUGGAUAAAGCUCUGGCGAAAGCUAAUAAUACUCUAAAGCUGAAGCUCAGCUCUUCUACUCUGAAAGAGGUUGCCAGUAUUGCCAGCGGUGACAUUAGAGCUGCACUUAAUAUCAUCCAGUUCUCUCUAAGCAAUAGCGGCAACAAAGCCAAUCUGGAAGCUCUUCACCAAGGCGCAUUCACGUCAACGAUUUUUCAUCAGAUUGGAUCACUUCUUAAUGCAAAGCGAAAGGAAGUGACAGACGAUUCUUUCGACACGUGCAACGUGCCUAGUAGACCACCUCUAAUUCGUGAAGCCGAAGAGAUAUUGGAAAUGACCAACGCAUCGCCAGCGAUGAUUACUUCGUUCCUUCACGAACAUGAACCGAACUUCUCACCUUCAAUCUCGGCCACACGUCGUGUGUUCGAAUUGUUUUCUUAUUGUGACUCACUCAGUAGUCGUUGGGAGUUCAGAGAGAAAGUCAACGAAUACUCUGCUCAGAUUUGCACCAGGGCAGUUCAGUUUCACAAUUAUGGUGAAAAAGAGAACAAAUCGAGAAGUACUUACUGUAUCACCAAACCUAAGUUUAACGAAUUAGAGAAAGAUGUCCGUUCGAGCUUGAAGCAAGUUCAAAGUGUUGUACAUAUACUCAGCUUGGGUAGCGAUGCGUUUUCUUUAGUUCUCCCAAUGCUCCCGUGGAUAAGAGUUUCUGUAGAUAAAAACCAAAGUGAUAUCAUUUCUUAUCUCACACGGCCUUUGACAUUCUCUCGCUUGGCUGGCUAUCAGCAAUGGAUUACUCAAAGGAAUCAACAAUUAUCUGGAAGACUGCCUAAUGGUCCUUUGAUAUUGACAAGUCGGGAUAACAAAUCAGUCUUGCUCCAACCUGAUAUAAUUAUUGACUCAGGCUCCUUACUAGAUUCGGAAUUGAAUGAGGACUUUGUAAUUGAUGAUUCGGAUGAGAAUGUCGAAGAUAAUGAACUGUACGAUAGUUUUGACGACGGGUAUUAA
This is a messenger RNA of Auanema sp. JU1783, 1773 nucleotides long. The record is from the annotation of a GenBank genome assembly. NCBI's taxonomy places the organism in Eukaryota, Metazoa, Nematoda, Chromadorea, Rhabditida, Rhabditidae.